Gamsiella multidivaricata is the source of this 1711-nucleotide messenger RNA. Its product is annotated as alpha/beta hydrolase fold-domain-containing protein. The record is from RefSeq and is a predicted model, not a curated record. NCBI's taxonomy places the organism in Eukaryota, Fungi, Mortierellomycota, Mortierellomycetes, Mortierellales, Mortierellaceae. The coding region runs from base 123 to 1634 and encodes 503 amino acids. Gene Ontology annotation, molecular function: hydrolase activity. The transcript has 3 exons.
CUUUCCUUCGCACCCCUUGGCUGCCACACCGAUCCAAGUCCACACCCACAUCCCCUUCGCUCGUUGGAAAUAAAGCGCCCCCUCACCUUCUCCCCACACUCACACAUACGACCGCUCUCGCCAUGGUCCCAAAACCACUCAAAUAUAUCCGGGUGGCCCUGCACACCUUCGUCGCCCUCAUCCUUCUAAUCUUCAUGAUCAUCCCUACCUUGCUCUACGCAGCCUAUCUGCGUGCAACCGCACCCAAACACGUCCCCUUCCACUCACACUUCUUCAUCCGCAUCGUCUAUCUCGCCGCUGCUCUGUUCCCAUACCAAUGGUACAGUCCUGCCAUUUCCCUGCGCACAGUGCUCGUCCCUGGCGAGAGAAGCAUGGUCGUGCAGCGCGACACCUGGAAAGCCUACUGGGUCGGCACCCUCGAGACCAAAAAGAUUCCAUCAGAGACCCGCGGAGGCAAUCCCACUUGGAAGGUCUCUCUCAAGGGCGUCGACAUCAUCAUGCUGUACGCUCACGGAGGCGGCUUCGUCUUUGGUGAUGCUGAGAUGUACAACAACAUCUUCUGUUCCUGGGUCCAACACUUCAAAAAAGUCCACAACAAGACCUUGCGCAUCCUCUCGGUGGAAUAUGAUCUCGCACCUCAAAAAAAGUUCCCCUACCAGCGAGAUCAGUACCUGUCCGCGUAUCGUUUCUUGGUCCAUGAGAUCAAGUGGAACCCACGAAAGAUCAUCUUUGGCGGCGACAGUGCUGGCGGAAACAUCAUCUUGAAUGCGUGUUAUGUCCUUCAUGAAAACCGCCUUCCACCCCCUCGCGCUUUGCUUUGCAUCUCUCCCUGGAUUCGCCUGGAUGCCAAUGAGUCGACUUCGCCCUCCAUGGCCCACAACCGCAAGACAGACUUUAUGCCUCCACAGGUCUUCAAGAAGAUCGCGCGCUCCUAUGCAGGACCCAAAGAGAUUCAUGACCCCCACGUCUCGCCAUUCUACGUCCAAGACCACUCCAAAUUCCCAGAGAUGGCCAUCGUUUACUCGUCUGGAGAGGUGCUUCGGGACGAUUGCGCACGUUUCGUCGAUCAUUACCAGGCAACAGGCGGACGCGUCACGUACCAUUACAUGGCUGAGGGUAUGCCCCACAUUUACGGACUCCUAAGGGAGCUGAGCGGCAAGACGGCGGUCAAGGAUACGGAGCGAAGACUAAUGGAAUGGGUCAAUAUGCUGGUGGAGGAGAACAGGAUCUUGUUCGAGAACCGAAAGCGUAUCAAUGCCGCUAAUGCUACUGCCUCCGCUUCCGCAACCGACCUCGCCACCUCUGCUGCCGCUCCAGGAACACUACCCACCUAUCUUGCGACACCUCCAAUGGACCUUGAAUAUGCACAGACGCCUCAACUCUCGCACGCCACGCGAAUUGUCGCCGCACAGCCGACCAUCACUGCACAUUCGAGGAACGACAGCGAACAUUUGCAUCCCGCGGACCUGCAAGAGAUCGUAACAGAAAAGACAGCGUCUUCUGCAUGCAGCUCGCCGGCAUACAUGGGAGGCGACAAGGAAGAGUACUUUGAUGCGGAUAGACAGGAUAAUUCUGACGAUGAGGGAGAUGACGACGAUGUCUCUGUGGAGAUGCUCGUUGUUGACCACAACUAGGGGACUUUUUUUACCUGUCAAAGCGCCGAUUCCUAUAUUAUUCACAUAUCAUGCCCUAAUAAAAGCCAAUGCAAAAC